This is a messenger RNA of Argentina anserina (silverweed cinquefoil), 1077 nucleotides long. RefSeq lists its product as uncharacterized. The transcript is spliced from 4 exons. NCBI's taxonomy places the organism in Eukaryota, Viridiplantae, Streptophyta, Magnoliopsida, Rosales, Rosaceae. The coding region runs from base 1 to 1077 and encodes 358 amino acids. The record is from RefSeq and is a predicted model, not a curated record.
AUGAAUUUGGAGAAGGGCCGUGCACAGGGCCGAGGACGGGCGAGAGGUCGAGGCCGAGGUUGGGAUGCAGGCCGAGUCCGCAAUGUGGAGAACCUUUAUGAGGAGGCGACACCACAGGAAGAACAUGUUGAUGUCGCUGCGGUCGUUAGAGACGAUGGUCGUGUGCUAAAGCUGAUCAGGGACAUCAGUUGUCUGUUAGCGUCGUCAUUUCAUGGAGGCCUGGAUCAUAUGGUAAUGGACCACUGUAUCGAGAGCAUGGAGACCUACUUUGAGAUGAUGGAGUGCUCUGAGAUAAAGAAGAGGAUGAUAGCCACAUUCUUUCUGAAAGAUGAUGCACUAUAUUGGUGGAAGAGUACGAGGUGGACAGUAGAUGUGUCUACCUUGACCUGGGAUGGUUUCACGGCACUUUUUCGAGAGAAGUACUUUCCAGCUACAGUGCAGGAGAAUUUAGAGCUUGAGUUCCUUGAGCUAGCACAGGGGGAUAUGACUAUCAGGGAGUAUGAGGCUCGUUUUGCACAGUUGUACCGGUAUGUCAGGCCAAUGGGUGCUGAUAAGACUUGUGGAGGUGACGGGAAAGAUAGAGAUACUAGAGGAAAAGGCAAGGCAAUCAGUUCAGGCAGCGGGCCCUUAGGGCCGAAAGGUGGAUCUUGGAAGAGACCAAGACCCUAUUAUCAGAUUCCGGCUAAGACAUCAUCUCCAUCUGCUAGGACUGCACCUGUUAGAACGUUGGCAACAGUGAGGGAACCGAACAAGGUGACCAUCAAGACUAGGUAUCCCUUGCCUAGGAUUGAUGAUUUGUUCGAUCAGCUUAAAGGAGAUACGGUGUUCUCUAAGAAUGAUUUGAGAUCCAAUGAGUUGGUUGUGGUGUUUGUGGAUGACAUUCUGAUAUACUCCAAGUCUCAAGAAGAGCAUGUAGUGCAUCUGAGGACGGUGUUGCAGACCUUGAAGGAAGCAAAAUUGUAUGCCAAACUAGAGAAGUGUGAAUUCUGGAAAGAAUAUGUCAAGUUCCUCGGUCAUGUCGUCUCAAAGGAUAGAGUACUAGUAGAUCCGUCAAAAGUGGAGGCAGUAAAGAGUUAG